This is a messenger RNA of Saccharomyces mikatae IFO 1815, 2016 nucleotides long. RefSeq names its product putative dolichyl-phosphate-mannose--protein mannosyltransferase (gene PMT7). Gene Ontology annotation, cellular component: membrane; endoplasmic reticulum. Gene Ontology annotation, biological process: protein O-linked glycosylation via mannose. Lineage: Eukaryota; Fungi; Ascomycota; Saccharomycetes; Saccharomycetales; Saccharomycetaceae. The record is from RefSeq and is a predicted model, not a curated record. Gene Ontology annotation, molecular function: dolichyl-phosphate-mannose-protein mannosyltransferase activity. The coding region runs from base 1 to 2016 and encodes 671 amino acids. The transcript has a single exon.
AUGAAAGAUCCGAGAUUACAGGGACCCUACAGAAAGUAUGUCCCCUAUAAUAUCUUUGAACAAUGCGGAUUUGGCCACUUAAGUGUGGUAGAUUGUAUUUUCGCGUCUUUGGUUGUUGUUAUCAACUUCACGUUGAUAUGGAGAUCACACCCUUCUUCGUUCUGGACUCGACCAUGGGAUGCCGAUGGUGAACAGGAGCUAUCCCAAUUAAUGCAAUUUUAUUUAGAUAAAGCCUUCUAUAUCCAUGAAUUACCACCGUUUACCGUUCAAUUUUACUCUAUCAUUCACAAGUUAAAAAUUACAGAUAAUUUGAGAUACAUUUCUUUGUUUUUGAAUUCAUCGACAUUGGCCUUCCUCUUCCUAUUAUUAAGGAGGAUUAAUUGCUCUUAUAUUAUCUCAGCAACAAGUUUACUGAUAUUAUCUAACUGGGGACCUUUCAAGAAUGAAGGCACCAUCAUAUCAUUCGACAGUUUAGAGUGGUGCUUGUUUUCAAUAGUGAUCUACAAUACAAUUAGCAUCUCAAUAUUAAAACUGGGAACUACGAAAUGGUUUGCUCAUUUAAUUACAUUAUCUGUUUCCUUAGGACUAGGAGUGUCUUCUAAAUUCAUUGGUUUUGUCACAUGGGCUUUUGUAAUCCUUUGUUUAAUACGUCAAUUUGAUAGAUUCAUAAGUGACGUUAAAGUUACAACUUCCCAAAUCAUUAGAUUUAUCACUUGGAGUAUCUUUUUUGUGCUAAUUGUCCCUAGCUUCAUCUUUAUGCUAAGUUACAGGGACUUGCUUUCGAACUUCAGAACAGAUACACCACAAUAUUCUAAAUAUAUGAGCACUUUUUUCAAAUCCUAUCUAAGAGGGUCUCAAACACAACCGAGUCACUUAUACUAUGGCUCAACAAUAACACUACGCCAUUUAGAUUCAAUGGCGGGGUAUCUUACUUCUCAUGAUAUUCCUUACCCCUCAGACGUUGAUGAACAGUUGGUGGCUUUAUCAUUCGAGGAGUUUGAAGCUGAUAAUGAAUGGGUAGUUGAACAUCCGACAUUAAAGUUGAAUUUAUCUGAGAUACACCAUAUAAGUCAAUUGAAACCUGUAGAAUUUGGUAAAGAUAUAAAAUUAAGACAUAAAUCUACUGGAAAACUAUUGAGAGCUAGUACUGCCAAACCGCCCAUUAGUGAACAGGACUAUGAUUUUCAAAUCUCAUGCACGAAGGAUUCUGACUACGAAGGAGGCAUGGAUGAAAGAUGGAAUGUUCUAUUAAUAAAAGAUGAGACUAGUGACAAUGAAAAAGAUAGCACAAAUGAUAAGUACGUUAAACCAUUUCGAUCAGAGAUACAAUUUUACAAUAAUGGCCAAAGGUGUGGGCUAUUGGGUCAUGACCUCAGACUACCUGAAUGGGGUCGCUUUGAGCAAGAGGUAUUGUGUAUGGAGCAUCCGGUAAUAUCAAGAACCACAUUUGUAAUAAACUCUGUACAGCUACCAGUUGAUUUCCAAAUCCCAAUGAUAGAAUAUUAUAUGGGCGAAAUUACUUUUGUAUCAGAAGUCAACGGCAAAUUAUCCUGGAAACAGCUACUCCAUCUUGUCGAAGAAUAUAUCUCCAAACAAUACAAGUACGUUUACUAUAUUAAAUACGGUAAAGGUAAGGUAAGUUUUGAAGAUGUGUUCGCUGUGGAGAAAUGGCCCAUCACAUUGGAUGCGGAAUCCCCAACUUGGUUUAGUCUAGCUUGGUAUGGUUCUAUAUUGUCAAUGUUCAUUUUCUUGUGCGUGCAAUGUAAGAGAACGAUAUGCUGGAAUCCAUGGUCAACUGCUGAACCGAAAUUUUCUAUCAAUUGGGAUAUUUACAAUGAAUUCGGUUGGAAGUGUAUUAUCGGUUGGUUCUUACAUUUUUACAUCUUCACCAUGAGUCCACAUUUUAACCUGGGAAAGAAACUCUAUUUCCAGAGUUUCUUCUUUAGUGUAUUGUGUUUUCUAGAAUCGUUAAAUUUUUUAACGAAACAAAUCAUAGAACGGAUUUUUCCAUUGUGA